AUGAAUCAAAUGAUGCUGCACCAGAAACAAAUUAUACAGGCCUUUGGGAAUAAGAGAGAAGAGGGACAGCUACCUAGUCAGCCCAUAAAAAAUUCAGGGAACUGUCCAACAAUAGGAUUUCAGCAAGGGGAGUCUAGUAGCAUGAAUCUAGGAAAAAACCCACGAAAUGAAAAUGUUAGGACAGUGAAUACAUUAAGGAGUGGUAAGAUCUUACCUAAUCCUUAUCCCCAAACAUUAGAAGAAAAAGAAAAUGUGGACAACCCAAAACAAAAUCAAAUAGGAGUAGAAGAGGAUUUUAUAGAUUCUACCAAGAAAAUUUCGAAAGAGAGGACAACCAUUCCAUUUCCUAAAGCUCUAGAGCCUAGACAAAGAAAGAAAAAGGAACACAAUGAAGAAAUAAAGAAAAUUUUACAAGAUGUGCAAAUUAGUCUUCCUUUACUCACUGCCAUUGAACAUAUUCCUGAAUAUACUAGAGUUUUGAAAGAGAUGUGUACACCAAAAAGGGCACCUAGAGUAGAAAAAUUAUCUAUGCAUGCUAGUGCAUUAUUAUUAAAUCAAUUACCAUAUAAAUUGAGAGAUACAAGUGUCCCUUUAAUUUCGUGUGAUAUUGGUGGAUCCAUUUUUCAGAAUGCAUUACUUGACACCGGUGCUAGUAUUAAUUUAUUACCUGUAAGUAUUUGUGAUAAAUUUAAUAUUUCUGAUAUUAAACCUUCUACUAUUACCUUACAAUUUGCUGAUAGAUCCAUAAAACAUCCUAAAGGUAUUUUAGAAAAUGUGAUAGUGAUAGUUAAAGGGUGUAAAUUUCCAGCUGAUUUUGUAGUGCUGGAAAUGGAUUUUAAUGGACAGUUUUAUGAUACACCAAUCAUCCUAGGGAGACCAUUUUUGCAUACAGCAAAGAUGAAUAUUGAUUUUUCCACAAGUAUUACGAAAAUUUCAUGUGGAGAUCAAUCAGUAGAAAUUAAAAUUUUUGAGGUAUCAAAUGAUCUUAAGAAAUCCCAAGUAUAUGAUUGUCAUAUCAUAGAUCUUCUAGAUGAUUUUGAUGAUCCAGAUGUUAUUGAUGACUGUGUGCUGGAAGAAUUAGAGGAAAUAGAGAAUAUAAAUUUGGAAGAAAAGAAAGAGGAAGAUCAUCUGAAUUUAGAGUUGAAACCUCUUCCCUCUAGUUUAAAAUAUAUGUUUUUGGAGGAAAAUAAUUCAUUUCCUGUUAUUAUUGCAGCUGAUUUGAGUGAUGAACAGGAAGAAGAAUUAUUAGAUGUACAUCGAAAAAAUAAGAAGGCUAUGGGCUGGAAAAUAGACGAUCUAAGGGGCAUUGAUAUGAGUAUAUGCAUACAUAGUAUAUAUCUAGAGGAGGGGGCUAGAACUAGCAAGGAACCACAACGAAGAUUAAAUCCUAACAUGAUGGAAAUUGUAAAAAAAGAAAUUUUAAAGUGGCUGGCUGUUGAUAUUAUUUAUCCUAUUUCAGAUAGCAAAUGGGUUAGUCCUACACAAAUAGUGCCAAAAAAAUCAGGGAUCACGGUUAUAAAAAACGAAAAUGGGGAUGAAAUACAAACAAGAUUAACUACCGAUUGGAGGGUUUGCAUUGAUUAUAGAAAAUUAAAUUUAGUUACUAGAAAAGAUCAUUUUCCCCUACCAUUUACUGAUCAAAUUCUAGAAAAAUUAGCUGAAAAUUUAUUUUUUUGUUUUCUAGAUGGAUACUCUGGUUAUAAUCAAAUUUAUAUAAACCCUUUAGAUCAAGAAAAAACAACUUUCACUUGUCUAUUUGGUACUUUUGUUUUUAAACGCAUGCCUUUUGGUUUGUGUAAUACUCCAACCACAUUUCAAAUAUGUAUGUUGUCUAUUUUUUCUGAUAUGAUUGGAAAAUGCAUGGAAAUUUUAAUGGACGAUUUUUCUGUUUUUGGUGAAUCAUUUGAUGAAUGCUUAAAUCAUUUACAGCAUGUACUUGAGAAAUGCAUAGAGAAAAAAUUAGUUUUGAGUUGAGAGAAAUCACAUUUUAUGGUUAGAGAGGGAGUUGUGUUGGGUCAUAUUGUGAGUGAAAGUGGUUUAGAGGUGGAUAGAGCAAAAAUUGAUAUUAUAUCUAAAAUAAAACCUCCAAAUUCAAUAAAAUAGAUUAGAACUUUCUUGGGUCAUGCAGGUUAUUAUAGAAAAUUUAUUUAAGAUUUUUCAAAAAAUUCUAAACCUCUCACCAUGCUAUUAUCUAAAGAUGUGCCUUUUAAUUUUGAUGAGAAAUGUUUUGAGUCUUUUUCUGAAAUAAAAAGAUUACUUACUGAGGCACUUAUUUUACAAGCUCCUAAUUGGUCCCUUCCUUUUGAAAUAAUGUGUGAUGCAUCAAAUUAUGCAGUGGGGGCCAUUCUAGGACAAACAAAAGAGUCAAAACCCAUAGUAAUUUCAUAUGCUAGUAAAACUAUAUCCGAUGCUCAAUUAAAUUAUACCACGACUGAAAAAGAGUUGUUAGCUAUAGUAUUUUCAUUAGAAAGGUUUAGAUCAUAUAUUUUGGGAGCUAAAAUUAUUAUUUAUACUGAUCAUGCAGUAUUAAAAUAUCUGUUAAAUAAGAAAGAUGCAAAGCCACAUUUAUUAAGAUGGAUUUUAUUGUUAUAGGAAUUUGACUUAGAAAUAAAAGAUAAAAAAGGUUUCACGAAUGUUGUUGCUGACCAUCUUUCUAGAUUAAGUGAUACAGGAAUAAAUGUAGCACCUUUACAAGAUGCAUUUUCAGAUGAACAAUUGAUGGCAGCUCAACAUCAACCAUCACCAUGGUAUGCACAUAUUGUUAAUUUUCUGGUUUCUAGAAAAACUCCAGAAUAGUGGGAUAAGAAUAGAAAACAUCAUUUCUUUUCUAAGAUUAGAAAUUAUUUUUGGCAUGAUCUUGAUUUAUAUUAGUUGGGCAAUGAUCAAAUUUUAAGGAGAUGUAUUCCUGAAGAAGAAUAUCAUAACAUUAUUAACAUGUGCCAUUCAUCUAAUUGUGGAGGACAUUUCUCUGGACGAAAAACAGCUGCAAAAAAAUUUCAGUGUGGUUUUUAUUGGCCUACAAUCAUUAGAGAUUCUAUAGAAUUUAGUAGAACAUGUAUUUCAUGUCAAUCUAUAGGUAACAUGAGUAAAAAAGAUGAAAUACCCAUGAGUAACAUGUUAGUAGUUAAAAAUUUUGAUGUAUGGGGAAUAGAUUUCAUGGGUCCCUUCCCAUUAGCUGAAAAAUAUGAAUAUAUUUUUCUUGCUGUUGAUUAUGUGUCGAAGUGGGUGGAAGCUAUUCCUACUAGAACUAAUGAUCAUAAAAUCGUAAUGAAAUUUGUGCAGAAAAAUAUUUUUUCGAGAUUUGGAUGUCCUAGAGUAAUUAUUAAUGAUGCAGGAACACAUUUUACAAAUAAACAUUUCAGGGAACUAUUGAAAAAAAAUGGAGUACACCAUAGAGUAGCCACUCCAUAUCAUCCCCAAACAAAUAGGCAAGCUGAAGUAGCAAACAAGGAAAUUCAGAGAAUUUUGAGAAAAAUAGUUAGACUAGAUAGAAAAGAUUGGCCCACAAAAUUACAAGAUGCAUUAUGGGCUUAUAGAACAGCUUAUAAAAAUCCCAUAGGUAUGUCCCCAUUUCGUCUCAUUUUUGGAAAGCCAUGUCAUCUUCCUGUGGAAAUAGAGCAUAAAGCAUUAUGGGCUAUAAAAAAUUUAUGUAUGAAUGAAAAAUCAACUGGUGGGCAUAGAAUUUUUCAGCUACAUGAACUAGAGGAGUUGAGGAAUGAAGCUUAUGAAAAUCAUAGAAUAUAUAAAGAAAAAACUACAACUUUUCAUGAUAAAUACAUUAGCAGAAAAAAAAUUGAUGUUGGACAAAAAGUGUGGUUAUAUGAUUCUAGGCUGAAAUUAUUCCCAGGAAAAGUAAAAUCAAAAUGA
Messenger RNA from Spirodela intermedia, 3867 nucleotides. The record is from the annotation of a GenBank genome assembly. Lineage: Eukaryota; Viridiplantae; Streptophyta; Magnoliopsida; Alismatales; Araceae.